UCCAAUCCGAAUCACCGAAAAGGUAAACAAGCCUUGAAAAUUCUCUAUUUUCUUGUUAAAUAUGGCUCGACAACUGGCAAAAUUGGGAUAUCUGGAGACGAAAAAGACACUGUUUCUGCUGUGUGACUUGCAGGAAAAGUUCCGACCUGGAAUGAAGCUCUUUGAUCCCGUUGUAAAGAAUGCAGCAAAGUUGGUACAAGCAGGUAAAAUCCUAAAUGUGCCACUGAUUGCUACGGAGCACUAUCCGGAAAAGUUGGGACCGAUUGUCAAGGAGCUCGAUUGUUCGCAUGCCAAGGGUGUCUUUUCGAAAACGUUGUUUAGUAUGUGUACGCCGGAAGUUCAGUCGAAAAUGAAGGAGCUAGGUGACUUGGAGUCUGUCGUUUUGUUCGGAUUGGAGGCACACAUUUGUCUGGAGCAGACGGCCAUGGACUUGCUGAAAGAGGGCUUUGCGGUGCACGUUGUUGCCGAUUGUUCCGUUUCGCGGUCUGCCGAGGAUCGAGCGUUGGCAUUGGAACGUCUCAGGCAGCUGGGAUGCUUUGUGACGACAAGUGAAAAUGUCAUCUUUAAGUUGUUGCGAGACAAAAACCAUCCGGAUUUUAAUCAAGUGAGAAAACUAGUCGCACAUCCGUCGGAAGACACGGGAUUGGCAAAGCUGUGAAAUUGCGAAAAAAUUGUGUUAUUUGGCCUUUUGAAGGAUUUAGAAAUAAAGUUGUUAAAUUUUAUUUUUUUUAAGGACAUUUUAAUGUUGAUUCGAACUUAACCAGGGUUUUUUAAUAAAAGGUUUUUAAGAUAAAAAAAA
Molecule: messenger RNA, 799 nt
Organism: Culicoides brevitarsis
Lineage: Eukaryota; Metazoa; Arthropoda; Insecta; Diptera; Ceratopogonidae
Product: isochorismatase domain-containing protein 2
Exons: 2
Coding region: 62-658 (198 amino acids)
Cellular component (GO): cytoplasm
Source: RefSeq, a predicted model, not a curated record